Messenger RNA from Aspergillus versicolor CBS 583.65, 1473 nucleotides. RefSeq lists its product as uncharacterized. Gene Ontology annotation, molecular function: transmembrane transporter activity. The transcript is spliced from 4 exons. Gene Ontology annotation, biological process: transmembrane transport. The record is from RefSeq and is a predicted model, not a curated record. Bases 1 to 1473 code for a protein of 490 amino acids. NCBI's taxonomy places the organism in Eukaryota, Fungi, Ascomycota, Eurotiomycetes, Eurotiales, Aspergillaceae.
AUGGCAAUUAUGGCGGUAGCUUUGGAUGCAACCUCCCUCGCAGUGGCUUUACCGAUCCUAGCUCAUAGCCUAAGCGGCACAGCUAUUGAAGCCUUCUGGAGUGGAACUUCGUUCCUUCUUUGUUCUACAGUCUUCCAGCCCACCUUCGCUGCUUUCUCUAAUAUUCUUGGAAGAAAGCCAGUCAUGCUUCUUGCCUUAGCAUUCUUUCUCGCGGGGACGGUUGUAGCGAGUUGUGCAACGAACUUCACAACGUUGCUGGUCGGCCGCGCAUUUCAGGGCUUUGGAGGAGGAGGGAUUAUCACCACCACAGAAGUCAUUUUAGCGGACUUGAUACCGUUAAGGCUUCGGGGUCUAUACUUCGGUAUAUUCAAUGGUGUUUGGAGUUUUGGAUCGGUUAUUGGCCCCAUCCUCGGUGCGGGCUUCUCUGAGAAAGCCACUUGGCGAUGGAUCUUUUACAUCAAUUUCCCCUUUAUUGCUAUCAGUGCAGGGAUUAUGCUCUUUCUUGUGAAAUUCCAACCACUCCCAGUGUCGCUAAGGAAGAGCUUCCGAGACAUCGAUUACGUCGGGACGUUCCUGUUCAUUGCGGGAAUCACUUCGAUACUGAUCCCCAUUACCUGGGCUGGAGUGAUGUAUGACUGGGACACUUGGAGAGUCCUUGUACCACUGAUACUCGGGCUUGCAGGAAUCGCUGCAUUCUUGUGCUACGAACGAUUUCUUGCCCGCAAUCCCCCAAUCCCGUUGUCGAUUCUAACGACCCGCACCGCCAUUGUUACCUAUAUAGGGACAGCUGCACAUGGUUUUAUUCUGUGGGCCGGGCUAUAUUACCUGCCUUUAUAUUUCCAAGCUGUGAAAGGAUACAGUCCUAUCAACUCGGCCAUUGCCCUGUUCCCUGUCACGUUCACUGUUGCUCCUGGUGCAGUGAUCACCGGCCUCUUUAUAACAAAAACCGGUCGAUACAGGUGGACAAUCUGGAUCGGCUGGGCAGCGUCCACCAUUGGCCUUGGACUUUGCUGCCUUAUCAAGCCGGAAACUGGAAAGGCUGAAUAUGUAAUAUUCAUGCUAGUUUCCGGCUUCGGACUCGGCGUCUGCUUCUCUUCAAUUGUCUUUGCCAUCCAGGCAUCUGUCAAACCGAGUGAGGUCAGUAUUGCAGUAUCGAUGUUUAGCUUUUUCCGAACUCUCGGCCAGACCAUUGGUGUUGCUAUUGGAGGAACGAUAUUUCAAAAUCGGAUGCGGGUCAAUCUUCGAUCGUAUCCAGAGCUCAGCCCUUAUGCGAUACAGUAUAGCAAAGACGCUGCAUCUCUGAUGGAGGUCAUUCACAAGAUGCAGGAAGGGGAGGCAAAGACGCAUUUGAUCCAUGCUUAUGCCGAUAGCCUGAGGGUACUGUGGGGUACGUGUUGUGGGCUGGCGGGGUUAGCAGGCAUAUUGAGUAUUUGGACACAGGAGUUUACUCUUGACCGGCCUUUGGAUACCUAG